Messenger RNA from Apodemus sylvaticus (European woodmouse), 2386 nucleotides. RefSeq names its product cyclin N-terminal domain containing 1 (gene Cntd1). Gene Ontology annotation, cellular component: site of double-strand break. Gene Ontology annotation, biological process: reciprocal meiotic recombination. Bases 283 to 1272 code for a protein of 329 amino acids. The transcript has 7 exons. NCBI's taxonomy places the organism in Eukaryota, Metazoa, Chordata, Mammalia, Rodentia, Muridae. The record is from RefSeq and is a predicted model, not a curated record.
UUCUGGGUAGAGGCAGGGUUUCUCGGCCCUAGAGGAGGGACAGGAAAGGUGAGAAGCGCCCUGUUUUCUGAUUGGCUGAGCUUUCCGUGGCAGUUGGGGCGCGAAAAGCUGUUGACAGUUCGAGGCCGUGAUGGACAUUACGUUUUCCUCAUAUUCGAGGCGAGGACAAACAUAGACAGGAAAGGAAGAAUCCAAGGUGUGGCAGAAGAUUCUGGAAAUAAGCUAAGGAAGCCAGUUUAUGGAUCCCGCGAACUGUACAAGUGCUCCAAAAGACUUCUGAAUAUGGAAGGACCCUUGAGGUCAAGACUGGUUAACUGCAGUGACUUUCAGUUUGGAGUGGUUGCCACAGAGACCAUCGAAAACGCUCUGCUUCACUUGGCCCAGCAGAAUGAGCAAGCCGUGAAGGAGGCCGCGGGACGGACGGGCAGCUUCCGGGAGACCCGGAUCGUGGAGUUUGUUUUUCUCCUGUCUGAACAAUGGUGUCUGGAGAAAUCGGUGAGCUACCAGGCUGUAGAAAUCCUGGAAAGGUUCAUGGUGAAGCAGGCAGAGUACAUCUGUCGGCAAGCCACGCUCCAGCUGAGAAGUAAGGAGACAGAGCUGCAGAACUGGAGGGCUCUGAAAGAGCAGCUUUUCAACAAGUUCAUCCUCCGGCUGGUGUCGUGCGUUCAGCUGGCCAGCAAACUGUCUUUCCACUACAAAAUUGUCAGCAACAUUACAGUCCUGAAUUUCCUCCAGGCUCUGGGUUAUGCACACACCAAAGAAGAACUGCUGGCAUCAGAGCUUGAUAUUUUGAAAUCCCUGAACUUCCAAAUAAAUCUGCCCACUCCUCUGGCAUAUGUGGAGAUGCUCCUUGAAGUUCUAGGGUACAAUGGCUGUUUGGUCCCUGCCACACAACUACAUGCAACUUGUCUGACCCUCCUCGACCUGGUCUAUCUUCUGCAUGAACCCAUCUAUGAGAGCCUAUUGAGAGCUUCAAUUGAGAAUUCUACACCCAGUCAGCUGCAGGGGGAAAAGUUUCUCUCUGUGAAGGAAGACUUCAUGCUGUUGGCAGUUGGAAUCAUUGCAGCAAGUGCCUUCAUCCAAAACCAUGAGUGCUGGAGCCAGGUUAUAGGGCAUUUGCAGAGCAUCACUGGCAUUGCCUCAGAAAGCAUUGCUGAGUUCUCUUACGCAAUCCUGACUCACAGCGUGGGAGCAAACACUCCUGGGCAACAGCAGCCUGUUCCCCACAAGGCAGCCAGAGCUCUGAGGACUGCUGCUUCCUCUAACACGUGAGGCUAGCUGACCUGCACCACCUUCUGUCACUGGACCCCCUUUUCCUUGUUUACUUUCAUACUCGGGUACAAAAAUUCCUAGUUUCCUUUGAACAGUGUUUUGUAUUCCAAUUUCAGGCAUGUUAUUUUUUUCUACAUCAGAGAUAGUUAUGGGAGACAAACAUAUCUGUUGUCUCACAGCAGGCUAAAAAACAUCAAAGGAUUGGAUAGAGUUAGAUUAUGAAAUUGGUUCAUUUUUGUUUGACGAGACUUUUAAUUUCUCCUAAUUUAAUCUAAGAGGUAAUAUCAAAGAGUAUUUCUGAACACUUUUUGAUGACCUUGACUAGAUUUCUUGUUUUUUGAGACAGGGUCUUACUAUUCAGCCCUGGCUGCCUGGCAACUUACUAUACACACCAGACUGGGCUGGAAUUCAGAGGUCCCCUUGCCUCUGAGUGCUGGGGCUAAAUGCCAUCAUUCUGGUGGUUUUUUUUCUCUUUAAACUAAGACAUGUUUCAACAGAAUUUCUACUGAACUGGCCGAAACUCAAUUGUUCCAGAAUACAAAAUACUUAAUUUUAAGGAAAAACAUACUGGCGCACCACUUGGUAAUUAACAGACCAUAGCAAAUCCUUUAUUACAAAUAAUUAAAUCUCUCCAUGUCUCAAACAGUAUCAAACAGCAUUUUGUAAUUCCAAUAGAUAGCACAGUAGGCAUUCAAUGCUAGAAGUGAGGAUGGAGUUAAACUUGCAACUCCUAACCUGGUGUCCUUUCCCCAUAUCACCCAAUUGUGUGCCACAAACAUCUCAUUUCAAAACUCUUCUGUUUCAUGUUUUAAGUGCAGGAAGUUGAGAGAGAUAAAAUCCAGUGAAAACACAUUAAUGUCAAUUGUACUUAAAAAAGAAAACAAAGCAAAAUUAAAUUAGUUGUUUUCAGGAGAGGGAGAGGCCGGCAUGGGGCUGAGUCAAAACUGUGGCAGGGGUAUUUGCUCUACACGUCGUGUCAACUCUGGAAACUAUCUGUCAUAUUUGAAAAUAAAGUAGCUUUUGUGGAUUUGGUAUUGUAAACAUGUGGUUUAAUAUUACCCAAAUUUAAUUUAAAGCAUCUUUCCAAACCAAAGUGUUAAACCUUAAAGGCAAA